Molecule: messenger RNA, 3893 nt
Organism: Procambarus clarkii (red swamp crayfish)
Lineage: Eukaryota; Metazoa; Arthropoda; Malacostraca; Decapoda; Cambaridae
Source: RefSeq, a predicted model, not a curated record
CAGUUGGUUGGAUUAAAAAAAAAAAAGAAUUUUUUGGAAAGUCUGUUAGUGGGAAAGUUUGGUGGCGUGUGGGAGGAUAAAGAGGCGAGACGCCCCUCAGAGUCCUUCAGUGCCCUGGGGUAACCCUUUCAUACAGGUAAGCCAGAAGUUGACGAGACGGGCAAUAAUGGCUGACCCACAAAAGCAGCUGCUUUAUCUGUUCGAGCGGCCGUUCGACCCGGUGAACAUGCCGCGAGGAGACAGCUCGGUUUUCUAUAAACUUUCCGGAACUGACACAGUAAGCACCAGGGCCGGCACGAGCCCCGGGAACACCGUGACGGUCCGCUCACGUCCAGAGAUCAACAAGAACAGUCUGGGACUGGCAACCUCCGUGCCUCGAGGGGUGGUCUUCUGUUACUUCCUCAAGUCACACCGCCAGGCCGCCAGGUGUCUCUGUGAUAUCUUCAUGAGAGCUCGAACUUCCACCGACCUGAUGGAGUUGGCACUCAAUGUGAGGGACCAAGUCAACGAGUCCCUCUUUAUUUACGCGCUCUCCUUCACCAUUCUUCGGAAGCAGGAAUUGCGAAGUGUUCGUCUGCCGCCAAUCGUGGAAGUCUUUCCCCAGAAGUUCAUUCCAACAGAAGAUCUGACAAAGAUGCAGGUUGAGAUGAACAGGACUCCCGCUAGCCAGACAACACCGAUGGUGAUUGAAUACGGAGCAGACUUUGCCAACACCACCCUGAAGCCAGAGCACCGAGUGUCAUACUGGAGGGAGGACUACGGCAUCAACUCCCACCACUGGCACUGGCAUCUUGUUUACCCCAUUGACAUGAAUGUUAACCGGGACCGUAAAGGAGAACUUUUCUAUUAUAUGCAUCAGCAGAUGAUAGCCAGGUACGACAUGGAGCGGCUCAGCGUUAACCUCAAACGUGUGGAGAAGCUGGAGAACUGGCGGGAGCCCAUCCCAGAUGGUUACUUCUCCAAGCUUACUGUUAACAACUCCGGUCGGCCCUGGGGCACCCGCCAGGAUAAUACCCUACUCAAGGAUUUGAGACGUAAUGAGUUCGGGCUGGAUGUUACAGACAUUAGUGAUAUGGAGCUCUGGCGGUCCCGACUGAUGGACGCCAUCCACCAAGGAUAUAUGCUAAAUCGGAAUGGUGAGCGCAUCCCACUCUCUGAUAACGUCACGACAGGAAAGCGAGGGAUUGACAUCUUAGCAGACGCAUUUGAGGCAGAUGGUCAGCUGAGCCCAAAUUUCCUCUUCUAUGGCGACCUUCACAACAUAGGCCACCUGAUGCUGGCAUUCUGCCAUGACAGCGACAACGCACAUAGGGAAGAGAUGGGAGUGGUGGGAGACAAUACGACUGCCAUGAGAGACCCAGUCUUCUACCGCUGGCACAAGUUUGUGGACGACGUCUUCCAGGAGUACAAGCUGACGCAGCCGCCCUACACCAUGGAGGACCUGACUCUGCCGGGCGUGGUGCUUGACAAGGUGGGUGUUGUGAGGGACAACCAGCUCAACACUCUCACAACUGGCUGGAACGUGCGGGAGUUUGAGGCUUCCAGAGGGUUGGACUUCAACUCUACCAACCCCGUAAUGCUGCGCAUCACCCAUCUCGACCAUGCUCCCUUCGAUUAUCAUCUCCAGAUAACAAACAACACAGGAAAGUCCAAGUCAGUGACAGUGAGGAUCUUCAUGGCUCCUAAACACAACGAGCGUGGCCUGGAGAUGGGCUUCAUGGAGCAGCGGCUCCUCUGGGCUGAGAUGGACAAGUUCACUGAGAUUUUGAAGCCUGGGAAGAACCAGAUUGUGCGUCCUUCCAGCGAAUCUUCCAUCACCACCUCCAGCGAGUUCACCUUCAGGAGCCUGGAGGCUGUCAACCCCGCUAUGCCAGGAGCACCACAAAAUACUGAAGCCAACUUCUGUGGGUGUGGGUGGCCUGACCACCUGCUGCUGCCCCGAAGUAAACCAGAGGGCAUGACUUACCAGCUCUUCUUCAUGCUCACCGACCUGGACAAGGAUAAGGUGGAUCAGCCAGCAGUACGCAGAUGUGCCGACGCUGUGUCCUUCUGCGGGAUCCUGGACGCCAAGUUCCCUGACAAACGUCCUAUGGGCUUCCCCUUCGACCGCCGCCCUCCGCCUAGCCUGCAAGAUGCUGAGGUCACCUCCGCUGCUGACUACGCUAGACUGGGCAACAUAACUAUUCAAGAUAUUACCAUCACUUUCCUCAACAACAACCUUCAGAAGUCGAACAAUUAAGAAAAGUAUGUGCUAAGCCACUAGGUUAUAUAGAGCUGUUUGUGUUGUCCAGAAUAUUAAAGAAUUUCUAGCUAUCGUUCAGGAUGGUCGUAAGAUGAUCCAUGUCAAAAGGGGUCAGAUUCAUAUAUCAAUUACCUUGAUAUAUGUAGCGUAAUAGAACAGUGGGUGGAAACAAACAAUUUACAAAUCAGGACAUGCAAUUAGGAGAAAAGAGGAAGACUGCAAUUGACAAUAAGGUUCAGUGGGGCCGGAUUCACGAAAGCACUUAUGCAAAUACUUACGAACGUGUACAUCUUUCCUCAAUCUUUGACGGCUUUGGUUACAUUUAUUAAACAGUUUACAUGCAUGAAAACUUCCCAAUCAACUGUUGUUAUUGUUAAAAACAGCCUCCUUUUGCUUCGGAGCUCAUUAACUGUUUAAUAAUUGGAAACAAAGCCGCCAAAGAUUGAGAAAAGAUGUACAGGUUCGUAAGUGCUUGUGUAAGUACUUUCGUGAAUCUGGCCCCAGGUCUCUUACAUUGUAACACCAGCGUCUUAACCUUGUAGUUGAUACCUUACCUUGUAGUUGAUACCUAACCUUGCCAUUAACGUUCCCAACUUUAUAGUUUUUAAUCUUUCUCGGUGAUAGGAAGCCGAAGCGAAUAUGUCUGACGGUAGUAGUAGUAGUAGUAGUAUUAGGCUUCUAUCAAUCACAGGAGACUAUGGAGUUACGCUCUGGUUGUCCAUCCCUUUGACGCAAUUUGUUAUUUGUAAUAGCUGAGCUAUCUUUGUAACGAAUGACAAUCGGACUCUGAAUAACAUAGUGGAUAUGAUAGUGGUAUUUACUCACUGCCAAUAUUGUCUUAAACAAAUCAAGAUGAAGAAUACAAAAUAAUAAAUUUCAGGGCCAUUCGAAUAAUUAUUCGUCUCAAUAUGAAACCAGUUAAUUAUUUUUUGGUAUAUAUGAAAAUACUGAUACAUGGGGGCGGGGCUUUUUAAUAUACCUUGUGAUGAUUUCGGGGCUCAGCGUCCCCGCGGCCCAGGCCUCCUAAAUAAACAUAGUAAUUUAUUUUAUGUGAAUGAAUACAUGCAGUGAUAUGUUUUAUAAAGAUAUAAACAUUUGAUUAUAUACUUGACUAGAAGGAUUACCAGGCUUUGCCCAGGUCUGUCUGCCUGCCUUCCAUCCAUUUCAUCUAUCUAUCAAUCUAUCCUCUUCCUCCUUCCCUUUAUCUCAGAAAAUACAUUAAGAAGUACUGAAACAACUUUAUAGGUCUAAUAAAUUAUAUUAUUAUGGCAUUUAUUCAUAUGCUAAAUUUCAAACCUGACUAUAAAAAUGCCUUAGGGGUGUUUUAAUUGUUAAUAUUUACUAAAGCAUUUACCUUAGGCCUACUCCGACCAGCCUAUGUCCGUUCCGUACCCAAGACCAGUCACCCUGAUAAUUUGGAUGAGGCUAACCUCAAGCGUUUGGCCUCCACCUUUGGACAAAUAUAUGUUCUUUCUUGUACUAAAGAUUUUCUGUAUCUGAUCCUGCAUUUGAUAAUGUAUUUUUAUCUGUAUUUGUUAUUGCAUUUUAGUAUGCUAUACGAGAUAUUAUUUUUACAUCCAUGUCUGUCGACUCGUACAAGAAUUGUAAUUUUAUUUUAUUUUGCAUGAUUUAGUUAUAUAUAAAUCACUAA